Molecule: messenger RNA, 2115 nt
Organism: Aspergillus costaricaensis CBS 115574
Lineage: Eukaryota; Fungi; Ascomycota; Eurotiomycetes; Eurotiales; Aspergillaceae
Product: Auxin Efflux Carrier superfamily
Exons: 4
Coding region: 382-2115 (577 amino acids)
Biological process (GO): transmembrane transport
Cellular component (GO): membrane; endoplasmic reticulum
Source: RefSeq, a predicted model, not a curated record
AUCUUGGUGUGUAUACUGUUAGUGGCUCCAAAAGGGUCUGUUCUGGCCCUUAGUCCUGUACCUACGCAUUAGGUUGAACUGUUUGAAUCCAAUCGUGCUUCCGUGCAGUGCCAACUCUAAAUCCUAUUCGCCUACCGCCUGCCUACCUUUGUUAUCUAUCGGCGUCAUCAUCCUCGACGGCAUUAUCGCCAUCGUCUCUCUCUGUUUCUGCCCAUCAGGACUACCUUGUGGUUGCUUCCCGUUCGCGUCGUCAUCCCCCAUCAUCCAAACUUCCCCUUUCACUUCCCUUUCUUCAUCUUUCCUUCCCCAGAUUUUUCCUAGAGUUAGUUGCCUGUUCCCUCUCUGCCACCCUGGCUGUCUCGUGCUUCCGCCCUCUUGUCGAUGGCCAUUUUUACUGCCCCUAGAUCUCUUCAAAAUGCCUACCCGUCAAUCUCCUCUCAGUUCAUGACCCAGAUGGGCGCCAAUCCCGCCCUCCUUCAAGAUGGCAACCCACACUCGAGCCACCCCUCGUUCCUCAACCUCGUCCUUUUGGUCUUCGAAGCUGUCCUCGAGGUCAUCUGUGUGAGUUUGCCGGGCUACUUUGCUGCCAAACAGGGCAUGUUCGAUGCGGACGCCCAGAAGCUGGUAGCAAACCUCAACGUCACUUUAUUCACGCCCUGCCUGAUCUUCACAAAGCUUGGGUCCCAGCUCACAGCAGAGAAGCUUACUGAUCUGGCUAUUAUCCCGGCCAUCUUCGUUAUUCAAACGUUGGUCUCUUAUUCCUGCGCCUUUAUUGUUUCGCGAUGUCUCCGGCUCAAGAAACGCCCUUCCAACUUUGUCGCCGCCAUGGCCGUUUUCGGAAACUCGAACUCGCUCCCUAUCUCCCUUGUCAUGUCCCUGUCGCAAACUCUCAAGGGUCUUCACUGGGAUCGCGUCCCGAACGAUAACGAUGACGAAGUAGCCGCUCGCGGUAUUCUAUAUCUGCUCAUCUUCCAGCAGCUCGGACAGCUUGUGCGGUGGAGCUGGGGCUACCACGUGCUUCUUGCCCCCCGUGAACGUUACUUGGAAGAGGCAGAACCGGACCCGAAUACCUCCCUCAUUGGACAGGGCCAGGAGCGAUACACGGACAACCCGGAGCAAGUUGAUCCAGAUGAGCCGUUGGUGAGGACUCGAAGCUUCGAUGAACAGACGCAAGCAUCCGGAGCUUCGCAGGAGGACUCGGAUGCGUUCGCAUCUGGUCAAGAAACACCCGUGACCGCACGAGAUUAUCCCUACUCCAAGGUGUCGUCCCGUAGCGGUGGCGAGGAAGAUCCCGACCGCCCGCCCCUGCUUGAUGCUCCCCCUGCGCCAUUCAUGCCCCGACAAAGCUCCGCCGGGGAUAUGCUUUCAUUCCCCGCUGUACAAGAGAGCUACGAGAAGAAGGGUCUGGUUGCCCGCGUCAAGGCGUCCCUUCGUCGACUCCGUAGCUGCAUCGCCAGCGGAUGGUCAAAAGGGACUGGGGCCAUAUUUCGACGGUUGCCAACGAGGAUGCAGAAGGUGCUAUCCGUGUGCACAGGCUGGAUCGGAAGGUUCUUCCAUGGGUUGUGGGAGUUCAUGAACCCUCCCCUGUGGGCCAUGCUUGUCUCGAUCGUGGUCGCCUCGGUACCGUCGCUCCAGACCUUGUUCUUCGAUGAGGGCACCUUUGUGAGCAAUUCUGUUACCCGCGCGAUCAACCAGAACGGUCAGGUUGCUGUGCCGUUAAUCCUCGUUGUUCUGGGAGCCAACCUUGAACGCAACACGCUUCCUAAGGAGGCACUGGAUGAUGUGGAGCACCCCAAGGAAGAGAAGAAGUUGAUUGUCGCUUCUCUGGUGGCCCGCAUGCUUCUUCCUACAAUCAUCAUGGCCCCUAUCCUUGCGUUACUGGCCAAGUAUGUGCCGAUCAGCAUUCUGGACGAUCCGAUCUUUAUCAUCGUCUGCUUCCUCCUGACUGGAGCUCCGUCGGCCCUUCAGCUGGCGCAGAUUUGCCAAAUCAACAAUGUCUACGUUAGCGCCAUGUCGAAGCUCUUGUUCCAGAGCUAUGUGGUGUGGAUCCUCCCUUCAACCCUUAUCCUCGUAAUGUGCGCCUUGGAGGUUGUCGAAUGGGCGUCUGCCUCCUGA